AUGCCAGGAACCAUCCUUCUCACCGGAGCCAACAGCUCCCUCGCCAUCCCAGCUGUUCAUCACUUCCUCACCAAAUACCCAGACUACACUCUCAUCCUCACCGUCCGCAACCCCUCUACUUCGGACCCCAACACUAAGCGUCUCAACGACACCAUCGCACCCUUCUUUAAUCCAAGUACCUCAAUCCGAAAACUAGACCUCUCCAACCUCACCGAGGUGACCACAUUCGCGCAGGCUUUAGCUACUGAAAUCAACAAUGGCACACUCCCCCCACUAGCUAGCAUAAUUUGCAACGCAUACUACUGGAACCUAGCUAGCGAGGUCGAAACAACUGCCGAUGAGCUGGAUAAGACGUUUCAGGUGAACCAUAUCGCUCACGCCUCGCUAGUACUGCGCCUGCUAGGCUCAUUCGGACCAAACUCUGGACGGGUUAUUCUCUUCGGUAGUGAUGCCCACUGGCCCGGUAAGAAUGGAUUGGAGAAAUAUCCGCCUACCAUUCCAGAGGAUCUGGAGGUGUUGGUGAAACCGACCAAGAAGGCGGGCGAGGAUGUCAGGGGGAAGGGGUUCUAUCAAUAUGCGGUGUCGAAGCUGGCGAUUAUUAUGUGGAUGUAUGCGCUGAAUGGGAAGUUAAUUCAGGACGACAAUCUCAAGCACAUCAAAGCUGUAGCUAUCAAUCCAGGCAACCUGAGUGAUUCUCGCGCGCUGCGCACCAACACGCCGCUGAUUCUUAGGAUCAUCUCCCGUCUCAUAAUCCAGCCACUCCGGCCGCUGUUGAGAUUGCUUGACCCGACUAUGCGCACGGCUACGGAGGCCGGGGAGGAUGUGGUUGAGUUGGCUGUGAGUGAGAAAUAUGCGGGGGAGGCGGGUUACUUUACUCUUUUGAAAAAGGAUGAGAGUUCGCCUGAGAGUCAGGAUGGUGAAAAGCAGGGGAAGAUCUGGAAGAAGACGUUGGAGUGGGCGCAGGUCAGCCCUAAGGAUACGGUGUUGAAGCUGGAGUAG
Aspergillus vadensis CBS 113365 is the source of this 999-nucleotide messenger RNA. Its product is annotated as NAD(P)-binding protein. NCBI's taxonomy places the organism in Eukaryota, Fungi, Ascomycota, Eurotiomycetes, Eurotiales, Aspergillaceae. The record is from RefSeq and is a predicted model, not a curated record. Bases 1 to 999 code for a protein of 332 amino acids. Gene Ontology annotation, molecular function: 3-beta-hydroxysteroid 3-dehydrogenase (NADP+) activity. The transcript has 2 exons. Gene Ontology annotation, cellular component: mitochondrial outer membrane; lipid droplet; endoplasmic reticulum membrane.